GUUAUUUUAAAACGCCGGUAAAGUGUGCGCGAUUUCCUUCAGUCUACCCGAAACCAUUCAUCCGUGCUAAGCUAGCGCAACGGCUGGCUGUCGAGCUAACGUUAGCUGCUGCUCGAAUCCCCCCUUUAAACAAUAAAACGAAUAUUAUAUCCCGGAAUACGAAACGUCUGUGACUUCAACGAGAUGCCAACAGACCCGCAUAUGUACUUUCUAGCAGUGGGAAGUCUUUCUAAAAGGGUUUAAAUUUUUUUUAAUGGAGAUAAACCAGAGUGGUUUCCAUUCGGGGUUUAGCUUAGUGAGUUAGCAUAACCGUGGAGGAAGCUGCAGGUGUAACGUUAGAAGUGUCGCUGUGAAUAUUACUAUUAUUUGUUAUCAUACUUUGACCGAAGUGGGGACCUAUUUUAUGGUUGCUUUACCUUCGUUUUAUUGUGUUAUCGCCAUCUCCACCCCCCCUUGUGUUGGUGUUGUUUAUCUCUUUUGUUGACUCCACAGUCCUGCACAUGCGUUCAGAUUCAUACACUGCCAAGACUCUUUAAAUCCUCUUUUAAACCACGUGUGCAUCACCGAGCUGUGUUUCCCUCAAUUUGCAUAUCGAUUUAUUUGAUAAAGUCCAACCACCCAAAAGAUGGAAGACAAGCUGAAUGGAUUCCCUGUUGUGUCCCCGGAGUAUCUUCAACAGUGGGUUCAGUCUGCACAGCAGUUUCAAGCUCUCCAGGCCCAAUAUUCAGGCUUCAACCACAACCACCAGUCUCACUACCCAGAGGGGCCGACGGGAGAGGCGGCCAUGGCACACAUGGCUUACCCAGAACCCAUGACGGACCAGCAGGAACCUGCCGACCUGGCCAAACCCCCACCCAAAAAAAGAGGUCGAGCAGCUCAACCCAAGGAACCGAAGCCACCCAAGCCCCCGAAAGUCCCCAAGGUGCCGAAGCCGCCGAAAGCCCCCAAGGAACCCAAACCACCUAAAGUCCCCAAGGCACCGAAGCCAGCGAAGGACCCGAAUGCACCUAAAGCCAAACCCGGGCCCAAACCCAAGAAGGGCGCCGAGGCGCCGGCGGAUGGCAAGCAAGAGAAGAUCGACGAGAGCUUCAAGAAGGUGAAGAGGAAAAUCAACCGCUUCAAGGGAAUGUCGGAGGAGGAAGUCAUGACGAAGACUCUACCGGACCUGCUGGAUUACAACCUGGACUAUGUUAUUAUUGGUAUCAACCCGGGACUGAUGGCGGCUUGGAUCGGACGGUGGUUUCCAGGUGGUGGAAAUCAUUUCUGGAAGUGCCUCUUCCUGUCCGGCUUCACGAAGGAGCAACUCAACCACAUGCACGACACCACCCUGCCCAUCAAGUACAAAAUGGGCUUCACCAACAUGGUUUCCAGGGCGACGCCGGGGAGCAAAGACCUCUCAACUAAAGAGUUACGGGAGGGAGGGAAAAUUCUGGAAGAGAAGUUGAGGAAAUUCAAGCCUCUUAUUGCAGUUUUUAAUGGGAAAUGCAUCUAUGAAAUGUUCUGCAGAGAAAUGUUUGGUAAGAAACCAAAGAAACUUGACUUUGGGCUGCAGCCGCACACGCUCCCCGACUGCGACGUGGCUCUGUACCUGAUGCCGUCGUCCAGCGCCCGCUGCGCUCAGUUCCCCCGAGCUCAGGACAAAGUCCACUUCUACAUCAAGCUGAGGGAGCUCAGGGAUCAGCUGAAGGGCGUCCAGAAACCCGCCGAGAUCGAGGAGAUCAAAUACUCCUUCGACCUGACGUUGGCUAAAGAGGAUGUCAAGAACAAGGCGAUAAAGGAGGAGCAGUACGAUCCCGGUUACGAAGACGCUUUCGGCGGAGUGUACGCGGAGAGAGGACCGGAGGGGGAGGAGCCUCCCUCUGCGCAGACCAACGGCCACUGCACCUUCUCCACGCCGGAAAACACGGAGGCAUGCAAGGAAUUAAAAGUAACACCGGACGGAGCGCAGGAGGCGACCACGUCACAGCUCCCCGACGGACAGCUGCCGGACGGACAGUGGAUGACUCAGUCGUUCGCCGAUCAGAUCCCCGACAUCAGCGGCGCCCCAAAGGACGGCGGCGCACAGUGAAAAGACUUCCGGUUCGGUUUUUCGUUUUUUUUCUUGGUGUCCGGAUGGAAUAUACACGUAGAUGGGACUUCUUCUUUUUUUUUUUUGCCGAUUAUUCUCAGCAUAUUUUUACAUUUGUUUUUAUUUGUGGUCGUGUACUAAAGGUAUGAUCAUCUUCACGGGAGUCUUUUUUCUUUCUUUUUUUUCUUCUUUUUUUUAUAUAUAUGUGAAAUCAGGGACUUGACAAUGAUGCUCGACUGUCUUCGAAGAAGGUCAUGCAUGUAUUUAAAACGUUUUUUUUUUUUUUUGGUACUGCACUCCGAUGCAGAAGAAGUGUAAACAUUCAGGCUGCUGUCUGUCGGACAGCAGAUCAAACAACAGAUGAUUAUUUGAUAAGUUUGAUUGAUCGGCGUGAGCCUUUUUUUAGCGUCCUCCGCGUGAACUCGGCGAGCGGCGGUGCUUCACGCUCACGGUGCUACGACGUGACCGCGGUCACUGGAGGAACUCGCCGUGCAUGCUGGGAGAUUCUCCACUGAGGGGGAAUACUCCUGGCGAACCUUUUUUCAACAUCAGGUUACAUUUUAAUCUUUUUAGCGUCUUUCCUUUUUCUUUUCUUUUUUUAGGAAUUUUAGAAUUUUACAUUUUGUAUGUUUUAUGAAAUUGUCAUUCACGAGGAAUUUUAUGAAACGUGUCCAUUAAAAUGUCUUGAUGAUG
This is a messenger RNA of Pseudoliparis swirei, 2761 nucleotides long. RefSeq names its product thymine DNA glycosylase, tandem duplicate 1 (gene tdg.1). The record is from RefSeq and is a predicted model, not a curated record. Gene Ontology annotation, biological process: base-excision repair, AP site formation. Gene Ontology annotation, cellular component: nucleus. Bases 626 to 2068 code for a protein of 480 amino acids. Gene Ontology annotation, molecular function: mismatch base pair DNA N-glycosylase activity. The transcript is spliced from 11 exons. Lineage: Eukaryota; Metazoa; Chordata; Actinopteri; Perciformes; Liparidae.